Messenger RNA from Lactuca virosa, 552 nucleotides. NCBI's taxonomy places the organism in Eukaryota, Viridiplantae, Streptophyta, Magnoliopsida, Asterales, Asteraceae. The record is from the annotation of a GenBank genome assembly.
AUGGAAUUAUUGACACCUCAUCCUACCCGUCCUAACCAUUAUUCUUGGCUCAAUCAUGUAAAAGACCCAGUUUACAUCUUACCUAACCCUAGCAUCUCCGCCUUUUCCACCAGCGACCCUGAAACUUGGUUCUUACCUGACGAUUUAGACGAUGAUGAUGAAAUGCAGGUCGACCAUUCCAAUGCUGGUAGUCCAUUUGAAACCGAAGACCAUUAUGACCUCCCGAUCCAACAAUUGCCACCACCCCUUUAUGGUCAGCCUUCGGGAGCACAUUUUGAGCCACAACAUGAGUACCACUCUCAACCGCAGCACAAUGAGCCCGAUCCAAACAUGAGUUUCCUCUUGAUAUCUACAGUCAGCUUGCUUCCUUGCGCCUCCAGGGCAAUCGGAAUACAGCCGCCAUUCGCCGCAUCGAGGAGCAGCAAGCCCGCGCCAACAAAUAUAUGGAGGAUCUUUGGUAUCAUUUUCGGCCCGACAACGGUUACCCCCCUCGUGGGCCUCCUCCAUCUUGAUCCCGGUAUGAUCCUUCCUUACUCUCAUCCUAAGCAUUGA